AUGCGUUUCAACAUUAUCACUUCAUCCAUUCUUCUCGCUCAGAGCACAUGCCUAGCUGCUCCCGCGGACGGCAUUGACUCGUCCCAAGGCGUUUCUCUCGUUUCGGGGAACAAGCUCGAGGCUCGUGAUACGUACGAUUGCAAUGGAAGCGGACUUUGCGGGGCGAUUACCGUCAAAGAUUGCGAUGACGCCGUCAACAACAGGCUGAUUCGUAACAACGCUGUUAACUAUGGCGCACCUGGCCGCUAUCAGGAGCGGGAGACCGCAGACAGGACAUCAGACGGUCAGGUUGCCGAAUUUGCGGCACUAAGCAUUGGGGAGAUGGUUGCAUGA
Molecule: messenger RNA, 333 nt
Organism: Fusarium redolens
Lineage: Eukaryota; Fungi; Ascomycota; Sordariomycetes; Hypocreales; Nectriaceae
Exons: 3
Coding region: 1-333 (110 amino acids)
Source: RefSeq, a predicted model, not a curated record